AUGUGUUAUUUAUGAUUCAUCCUUUCGUUAAACCCAACAGCUGAUUAUCGCCGAAAAUUAGAUAUUCUGCCAGGUGAAAACUUUUGUUUAGAAAACGAAAGUAGCCAUGUACCCGGAUAUAGAACCGUUUUCGACUGGGAUGUUAAAAGUGUCUGAACUUCACAGUAUCUACUAUGAGGAGUCCGGAAAUAAAGAUGGCAACCCAGUUGUUUUUCUGCAUGGAGGACCAGGAUGGGGUACUACAACUAGAGACCGUACAUUUUUCGACCCUAAAGUUUACAGAAUUAUUCUUAUAGACCAAAGAGGAACUGGAAAAUCAACCCCAGCAGCCGAAAUAAGAGAAAACACAACUUGGGAUCUUGUAAAUGAUAUGGAACAACUUAGACAAAAACUCAAUAUAGAUAAAUGGGUUGUAUUUGGAGGAAGCUGGGGAUCAACUAUGGCCUUAAUCUAUGCUGAAGCACAUCCAGAUAGAGUGAAGGCCCUUAUAAUCCGUGGAAUUUACACAUUUAGAAGGCGGGAACUGGCGUGGUUCUAUCAAGACGGAGCAAGUUUUGUAUUUCCAGAUGCAUAUGAAGAAUUUGUGAAGCCGAUUCCUGAGACUGAGAGAUACGACAUUAUUGGUGCAUUUUAUCGUAGGUUAACUGGCAAUGACGAGAAGGCAAAAUUAGACUGUGGAAGGGCCUGGGGGAUAUGGGCCAUCAUGACAGCUCGGCUUUACAUUGACCAACACGCUCUUGGUCAAAUAGAGCAAAAUUUAGAAAGUUGGGUACAGAAAGCAACUAUAGAAUGCCACUAUGUUGUAAACAGUGCAUUCCUGAAGACCGAUGACCAAAUUUUAUCGAAUGUUGACAAGAUACGUCACAUUCCAACGAGUAUUAUCCAUGGUAGAUAUGAUAUUAUCUGUCCCACAGAGACGGCAUGGCAACUUCACAAGCUCCUUCCUGACGCUGAAUUUCAUUUAAUACCUGAUGGCGGACACAGUACCAAAGACAAAGGAUUGGAAGAAAAAUUGGUAGAAGUAACCGACAGAUACAAAUACUUGUAGCUGAGCUGCUUACAUAAUAAGAAU
This is a messenger RNA of Ruditapes philippinarum (Manila clam), 1072 nucleotides long. Its product is annotated as probable proline iminopeptidase. Lineage: Eukaryota; Metazoa; Mollusca; Bivalvia; Venerida; Veneridae. The transcript is spliced from 7 exons. The coding region runs from base 107 to 1048 and encodes 313 amino acids. Gene Ontology annotation, molecular function: aminopeptidase activity. Gene Ontology annotation, biological process: proteolysis. Gene Ontology annotation, cellular component: cytoplasm. The record is from RefSeq and is a predicted model, not a curated record.